This is a messenger RNA of Drosophila grimshawi, 3531 nucleotides long. RefSeq lists its product as uncharacterized. NCBI's taxonomy places the organism in Eukaryota, Metazoa, Arthropoda, Insecta, Diptera, Drosophilidae. Bases 1 to 3531 code for a protein of 1176 amino acids. The transcript is spliced from 4 exons. The record is from RefSeq and is a predicted model, not a curated record.
AUGUCGCAUUCCUUGGAAGACUACCGACGCCAGCGCGCAAACAUCAAAAGGAACAUUUCUCGCAUUAAAACUUUGGUCGAUGGACAAUCUGGAGAUUCUUCUAAAAGAUCACCUGCGGAUCUUCAAUGUCGUUUAGGCAUUUUGGAAUCGUACUUUAAGCAAUCGUUGGCUAUUCAAUCGGAAAUAGAAACUCUGGAUCCAAAUGAUAAUGGGCGCGCUGAACUGGAAGACAACUAUGUACACAUUAAGUUGGCAAUUAAGAAAUUGCUUGGUGAAGACUUAAAUAGUACAGUCGCUGAUGACGCUACAUCACACGUUGCUUACCAACCUCAACCAUCACGUCUGCCUUGUUUGGCCUUGCCCACAUUCGAUGGCAAUCAUCUGGAAUAUAACAACUUCAUUUGCUCGUUUAAUCAAAUCGUGAAAGGAGCGCAAAUAACAAACAUUGAGAAGUUUAACUAUCUACUCAACUGCUUAAAGGGUGCUGCACUGGAGUGCGUGAAGGCAUUUCCAGUCACCAAUGAAAACUACGCUAAGGCAUUAGAAAAAUUAAAGUCUCGUUCACUUUCGUCCUUGGGCUCUGGCAUCGACAUAGCACAAGCCAUGUUAAUCUAUGUGGUUCUGGAUAAAUGCGAUCAGGAAACUAGAAACAAAUGGAAUUUAUCGCUGGAUUAUACAACAAUCCCGACUUGGGAUCAGUGCGUACAAGUACUGGAGCGUCAUUGUCAAUUCCUGUUGUCCAAAGCAACGGCUAUGGUCUUGGUCAGAGAUUCAACUGGCACCUACAGACUAGGCCGUGCUCUACUGGACUCGUGUUCGCAGGUGAAUUUAUUCACCGAUUCGUUUGCUCAGAAGCUUCGUCUAAAAAGAGAGAAACACGAUGUGCAAAUCAGCAGUACUGGUCAUGCACGUACAUACAUCACUUCUCUUACAACUACAUCAAUAAGGUCUCGCUUGUCGCCUUUUGAAGUUUCGUUAGAUCUUUGCGUCACCUCGCAUAUAGCCUAUCAGCCGGACAUCAAUAUCGACAUUUCAACAUGGAAAAUGCCAGAAAAUAUUGUUCUGGCAGAUGAGAAAUUCUACCAGUCUCGACACAUCGACAUGCUUUUAGCAACAGAAGCAUUCUUCGACAUUCUGUCAGUGGGCCAAGUUAAACUUGAUACAACUGGGCCCAUGCUCCAAAAGACACUGUUUGGUUGGGUAGUGACAGGAAAGUGUCAUCCGCAACAGUCUCGAGAGCUUGCUGCUAGUUUUAAGCUUGGUGCCACUUCAAUUGACGAUCACCUUAAACGCUUAUGGGAAAUUGAAUCAACUGAAACUUCAAAUGUGUUGUUGAAACCAGAACAUCGAGCUUGUGAGGAACACUACGUAAAAACGACUGUUAUAAAUGACAGUGGUCGCAUUGUUCACGCCGCAGAUUUCUCAGCUUGGAACGCCGUUUGGCACAAUCUUCGGAACUUCGCUUACAGCUUAUCGGAACCUCACUACUACAUACCUCACCAUUGCGUUUUGAAGCCCAGCAGCGAAUCCACAAAGCUUCGAGUGGUCUUCGACGCCUCGUGUCGAACAUCCAAUCAAACUUCGCUCAAUGAUCAUUUACUUGUCGGCCCGACUCUCCAAGACGAUUUAUAUUUGCUGUUGUUGCGUUUCAGAUUACAUCGUUACGCCAUAACAGCUGAUGUAACCAAGAUGUACAGGCAAGUAAAUGUUGAUUUAAAUGAUCGCAAAUACCAGUACAUACUCUGGCGAGCUCUUCCAGAUGAACCACUUCGCACUUAUCAACUCAACACGGUUACAUAUGGAACAGCCUCAGCGCCAUACUUAGCCAUACGCAGCCUGCAUUUUUUGGCAAAUCUGUGUCGAACUGAGUAUCCAAUCGGUGCUGCAGUCAUUGAAUCGUCGUUCUAUGUAGAUGACCUGUUAUCUGGAGGUGAGGACAUAGAAACUCUUCGCACAAUCAAGGAUCAAGUCACGAAAAUUCUUCAUCGUGGUCACUUUCCGUUAUCUAAGUGGCAUUCAAAUCAUGCCCAAUUUAUCGAAAACGUCGCUAUCAAGGACUUAAAUACGUGUGAGAAUGGAUUGACCAGUGCACUUGGCGUCAGCUGGAAUCAACUCACCGAUAUGCUGCUAUUUCACUUCAACCCGAAAAUCGUUGCGUCAACCGUCACCAAGAGGACCAUUCUGUCAAUUGCAUCAGCGUUGUUCGACCCUCUCGGACUGGUGUCACCACUCAUAAUCGUCGCAAAGAUAAUCCUACAGGAGCUCUGGCUUGCAGGGCUUACUUGGGACGAAUCGGUACCACAGCAUCUUGAACUGGCCUGGAAGAAGUGCCUGGAAUCAUUCCAAAACAUUUCGUCACUUGCUGUACCCCGGUACUGCAAGCAGGUCAACCAAAGCUCAUUUCAAUUGCAUGGGUUCUGCGACGCUUCGAUUCGAGCGUACGGCUGUUGCAUCUACGUGCGGUCGGAAUCUGCUUGCGGAAACAUUGGUGUUCAUCUUCUCACUGCCAAGUCCAGAGUGGCCCCAGUAAAGAAGAAAUCGCUUCCCAAACUGGAAUUAUGUGGAGCACAUUUGUUGGCACAAGUUUACAACAAAAUCAAGUGUAUAUUCGCCGAAGAGACACAUGACGUAUAUUUGUGGUCGGAUUCGCAAAUUGUUUUACAUUGGCUAAUACAACAUUCAGUCACGUUAUCAGCAUUUGUCGGAAAUCGAGUUUCUGAGAUCCAGGAUUUGAGUUCAAUCGGACGUUGGAGAUUUGUACCAACGACAUCAAAUCCUGCUGACAUUGUUUCUCGAGGUGCCACCACUUCUGAUCUACAAUCAUCCAUAUGGUUCUCAGGACCAGCUUUUUUAACCCAACAUCAUGAACAUUGGCCAACAUCAAGCAACAUCAGCAACAUUGAUAUGCAAGUAAUCAAUGCCGAACAACGUAAAUCUACUUUCGUCGCCACAAUGGAUCGUAACCAUGUCCUGGAAAAACUAGCGAACAUCAGCUCAUACAAUCGUUGUGUUCGCACUGUCGCGUACAUGCUUCGCUUCGUUCAAAUCACACAUAUGAAACGUAAAUUCGAAACAACUUUGUCAUCCGAGGAACUACGCAAUGCAUCCUAUUGCAUAAUUUGGAACAUCCAGCAAUUAUCAUUCGUCGAAGAUCAACCACUUAGAAGCCAUCUAAAGUUUCUCAAUCCUUUUCUAGAUCGCUCCACAGGAUUUUCACUUAUCAGAGUUGGCGGCCGGCUGGACAACGUUGAGUUUGAGAACUUCGAAAAACAUCCGAUAUUGUUGCCCAGUAAAUCGCACUUCGUCUGGAUCUAUGUGCGGCAUCUACAUCUUCGCAACUGCCAUGCUGGACCUAAAGCUUUAGUGGCACUCCUUCGAUUGGAAUAUUGGAUCGUAAACGCCAGAGACUUGGCACGUCGCAUCGUGCAUGGCGUGUGUUCGGUACAAACCAAAAUUGGAAAGGCAGCUUAUGGGAUCGCUGCCAGUGGAGCGCCUUCGACCGGAACACCCAUUCCAACGCUGUGGUAUUGA